Molecule: messenger RNA, 11477 nt
Organism: Galleria mellonella (greater wax moth)
Lineage: Eukaryota; Metazoa; Arthropoda; Insecta; Lepidoptera; Pyralidae
Gene: Sbf
Product: myotubularin-related protein 5
Exons: 42
Coding region: 477-6824 (2115 amino acids)
Source: RefSeq, a predicted model, not a curated record
GUUUUUGGUAGAAUAUUAUUAAAUGUCCGACGGGUCACAGAGUGUGACGAGUGUUAUGACAAAUAACGGAAUUAUCCUUGAAUUUUUAGAACUUAUUGUUAUUUGAUGCAAGGGCAGCUACAUAUAAAAGUAAUAGGCUUUUGGGUUGUUUACUCAACAUACAGUUUAUAAGUGGUGAUUGUCCUAACCUCUAGAUUUGGCCAAGUCUGUCUAUCUAUUCCCUUAUAAUUACUAAUAGAACCACCUAAAUUAACGAAGUCACGAAUUUAAUAAAAGUGUUGUUUACAUUCCUGGAAGUGUAUAGUGUGCGGGUUCCGUAUCUUUUUUAUUUUAUAAUAGUGAAAUAUCGAAGUUUGAUUUUACUGUCGAAUAUGUGGAAGUUUGUGGUUUUCUGUAUAAAAUGUGUGUAAAUUCAAUUAAAAAGAUCGUCCAGUGUUAUUGUGGUGUAUGUGCUCGGAUGUUGCCGUAGGAUUGCCAUGUCCAGGCUCGUCGAUUACUUCGUCAUAGUGGGAUUUGACCACGAGAAAGAAAGUGGCGGUCUAAGUAGCGGCGUGAUCCUUCAGCGAUUUCCUGAAACCAACUGGGACGAUACACCGUUUCACGAGGGCAUAGAAUGGUUUUGCCAGCCACAAGGAUGGGCGCUGUCGACGGAGCGGUCCGAGCCCCGGUUCUACGUGUCCGUGCUGACGGACGUGGACGCGAACCGGCACUACUGCGCGUGUCUGUGCUUCAACGAGACCGUCGCCAUCACGCCCACCAAGCCAGCGGACGAGGACGAGGAGUCCCUGGACUCGUCGAGGGCGGUGGCAAACAUUACCCACCACAGCAUCAUGUACGCGCCCAAAUGUCUCGUCAUCGUCUCCCGGCAGGACUACAUCGACACCUUCAGAAAUUGUCUUGGCAUAAUCUACACGGUGUGGGUGGAGAACCUAGGUGUGCCAUUAGAGACGCUGGUGGGUAAUCUCCUGGGCUGCGUGCUGGUGCCGCCCGCCGGCGGGCCUCAGGUGCGGUUUAGUAUCGGGGCUGGUGAUCGGCAAGCGCUCCAACCACCGGCGGCUCCGCCUAUGCCGGUCACUCAUACAGCUGUUCACAUGCUGCUAAGGUUACUCGGCAUCCACAACUCGGUGACUCUCUGGUGUGCCGUUAUGAGCGAGCACAAGGUACUGCUGGUGUCCCUGGCGGCCGCCCGUCUCGCGGCCGCUUGCAGAGCACUGGCGGCGCUCAUGUUCCCCUUCAGAUAUGCUCACGUCUACAUACCGCUGCUGCCGGCCGGCCUCGCUGAGGUGUUGGCUACUCCGACCCCCUUCCUCAUCGGUGUACAUUCGAGUUUAAAGGAAGAAGUGUCAGAAUUGCUGGACGUUAUCGUAGCGGAUUUGGAUGUCGGCUCCCUCCACAUACCAGGGGGAGUGAACAUUCCCCGGCCAGAGGGGAAACUCCUCUCCUCGCUGCAGGAUGCCCUCGCGCUCGUACUCCAGCCGGAAUUGCGGUCAGCUGAUUCGGCCUUCGCCCCGCCCCCACCAGCGUCUUCCCCACCACACAUGCUGGAUAAGGAAAUCAGGGCUGUGUUUAUGAGGACGUUGGCGAGGUUACUGCAGGGUUACAGACAUUGCUUGACAAUAAUCCGCAUCCACCCGAGCCCCGUGCUGACAUUCCACAAGAUGGGCUUUCUGGGCGGGCGCGGGUUGUCGCAGUGUCCGUUCGCGGUGCGACUCCUCGACUCCAUGUUCUUCAACGGGCUGGUGGCGGAGCGCGGGCCGCCCUGGCGACCCACCGACAUAUGGGACGACCUCGUCCAAAAUUUGCCAGAGCAGCUCCGACUGGAGUCACUAAAUCCUGAGUUAGAACUGGUCCACAUACAGGACCUGGCGAUGCAGCUGCACCUCAAUGAAAACCCUAAUCCACAGCCGACGUUCCGGAGUCCGUUCAUAGCGGGAAUCAUAUGGCACAUUUGUAUAUUCCGUAUAUACGUCGCUAAAUGUUUUCUCAGUCUUGUGGAAGAAAUUGCUUUCGGAUUUUUUGCUCCAGAUAAUCUCGAGCUGAGCGGCGUGCGCGCGCCGCAGCCGCGCAUCGUGCCGCCCGCGGCGCCGCCCGCCGGCGCGCCCGACCACUGCCAGCUGCUGCUCACCAACUCCGCGCGCAGGCUCGAGGUACUUCGCGCGUGCGUGGCAGCAAUAUUUGAGUGCCGGUACGCGGAUGCCCGAAAAUCCUUUCCUGCCGUGCUGCGGGCCCUGCGUGCCCCCGCCGCCCGCGCCGCCCUCGCGCGGGACCUGGCCGCGCGCCUGCCCAGCAACAAGCACCUGCUGCAUCACCACCAGUUCGAGCUCAUCGUCAGGCUAAUGAACUGCGCGCUGCAGUCCUCUACGCCGUUAGACGAGCAUUCGAUUGCGGCAGCCAUGCUGCCGCUGGCCACCGCGUACUGCAGGAAGCUAUGCACCGGCGUCAUACAGUACGCCUACAUGUGUAUACAGGAGCAUGCGGUGUGGACCAGUCAGCAGUUCUGGGAGGCGGCGUUCUAUCAAGACGUCCAGAGGGACAUCAAGGCCCUGUACCUUCCAAGUCCUACGCAUCAUCAGAGGGUGCCCAGUCCGAGCAGAGACGAUGAAGAAUACAUAUCAUUACUGAAGGCGCAAGAGCCGAGCGCGUUGGAGAUAGCCGCCGAACAGAUGAGAUUAUGGCCCAGUCUACCUCCAGAAAAGCAACGGGAGUUAAUAGCUAGUGAAGAGUCUACGUUAUAUAGUCAAGCAAUACAUUAUGCAAAUAGGAUGGUGUACCUUCUACUGCCACUAGAGGGCGCGGGUAGAAGAGCUGACGCGAGGGGAGAUGACGCCGAUAGAGCUAGUAAUAGCAUAACUAAUAGUGUAGCAGAGUCCGAUAGUGCAGAUGCUGAAUCAGGGUUUGAGGAAGCGGAUCCUGGUGAAGCUGGCAAUAACGUUAUCAAAAUGGUUUCUAGAUUCGUUGAUAAGGUGUGUACCGAGGGCGGUGUCACAGCGGAACACGUGCGCUGCUUACAUCAGAUGAUCCCCGGCGUUGUACAUAUGCAUUUAGAAACGUUGGAUGCUGUCGCGCGAGAAAGCCGACGGCUACCCCCAGUGCAAAAGGCGCGCAUCGUGCCGCCGGCGCUGGUGGGCGGCGAGGCGCUGGCGGCGGCGGCGCUGCGCGCGCUGCUGGUGGCGGACGGCCGCGGCGCGGCGCUGCUGCCGGCCGACGGCGCGCUCUUCCUCACCAACUACCGCGUCAUCUUCAAGGGCACGCCCCUCGACCCCUUCGCGUGUGAACAGACGGUAGUGCGGUCGUUUCCACUGUGCUCGCUGACGCGCGAGAAACCCGUGCGGACGCACCACUUGCCCCACCUCGAGCAGCCGCUGCAGGAGGGGCUGCAGUUGCGCUCCGCCACCUUCCAGCUCAUCAAGGUGGCGCUGGACGAGGAGGUGAGCGGCGAGCAGACGGAGGCGUUCCGCAAGCAGCUGGCGCGGCUGCGGCACCCGCCCGCGCCGCACCUGCACUUCGCGCUCGCGCCGCGCGCCGCGCCGCCCGCGCCGCACGUGCACGCCAAGCACCACACGCUCAAGGGCUUCGCAAAGAAGACGCUGCUGAAGACGGCGCGCAAGGCGGGGCUGAAGCCGAAGCCGUCCAAGCGGCAGAAGUACGUGCUGCCGGCCGCCGACGCGCGCUCGCUCACCUCACCCCCCCUCAUGAGUUCGCUCUCCGCAGACACGCUCUCGCUGGAGGAGUUGGACGUGAAUGGCGGAUGCACGGGCGCUGAGACGGCGGAACGUGCCGCACGCACACUGGAACGCGUGCGUGAGCGGGCGUACGCACGCGACUGGGCGCGCAUCGGCCUCGCGCGCGCUCCCUUCCGCCUCACGCACGCCAACGCCGUGUACACGCUCUGCAGGAGGUACGCUGCCGCCCCGCACACCUACAGUACCGCACGCACGCACGCACGCACACCUACAGUACCGCACGCACGCACGCACGCACGCACGCUGCAGCGAGCGUACGCACGCGACUGGGCGCGCAUCGGCCUCGCGCGAGGUACGCUGCCGCCCCUGCGACUGGGCGCGACUGGGCGCGCAUCGGCCUCGCGCGCGCUCCCUUCCGCCUCACGCACGCCAACGCCGUGUACACGCUCUGCAGGAGGUACGCUGCCGCCCCGCACACCUACAGUACCGCACGCACGCACGCACGCACGCACGCUGCAGCGAGCGUACGCACGCGACUGGGCGCGCAUCGGCCUCGCGCGCGCUCCCUUCCGCCUCACGCACGCCAACGCCGUGUACACGCUCUGCAGGAGUUACCCGGCGUUGAUCCCGGUGCCGGAGAGCAUCGGCGACGAGUCGCUGCGGCGUAUCGCGCGCUGCUACCGGCAGGGCCGGCUGCCCGUCAUCACCUGGCGGCAUCCUCGCACGCAUGCGCUGCUCGCCAGAUCGGCAGCACCCCAUCACAAGGGCGUGAUGGGCAUGUUGAAGGCCAGCCACCAGACGCCGGGUACCACGCAGAGCGGCACUGAAACCACGUCCAGUUUAGAACAAGAGAGAUACCUGGCGACGCUAGUGGCGUGCACGCCCGCGUCCCGCGGCGACCUGGAGGACUCCAGCCUAAGCCUGGACUCGCUGUUGCUGUGCUGCGACGACGGCGGCCAGCCGCCCACGCAUACGCCGCUGCUCAGUAAGGCGGCCGGCACUCUCAGCGUGUUGGGCCGCAACAGUGGGGGGAAGGGCGGUGUGAGCACGGCCGGCAUGAAGCACUUCGGCCGCUGGGGCUCGCUCAAGGACCGCCGGCAGCCGUCGCACCUUGAACUGUACGCGCCCAGGCAGAGGCUGUCCACUGCGGACGUCGAUUCAGUGUCCGGGGAAGGCGGCGGCGGCGGCGGCGGCGGGCGGCGGGCGGCGCUGUACGUGGUGGGCGAGAAGGGCGCGGGCGGCGGCGGCGCGGGCUGCGAGCACGUGCCCGUGGAGUACCCGGACGGCCGCCACGCCAAGCACGCCUUCAAGAAGCUGCUGCGGGCCGCCGCGCCCGCCGCGCGCAACGACCCCGGCUUCCUGCGGUUAAUAGAAGAAUCGGGAUGGUUAUGGCAGCUCAGACAGCUGUUCCAGUUGUCAGGCGCGGUGGUGGACCUCCUGGACUUGCAGGGGUCGUCCGUGCUGCUCUCGCUCGAGGACGGCUGGGACGUGACUGCACAGAUAUCAUCGCUGGCGCAGAUCUGUCUAGAGCCUUACUACCGGACCUUGGAAGGAUUCCGCAUCAUCGUGGAGAAGGAGUGGCUGGCCUUGGGCCACAAGUUUCAGCAGCGGUCCAACAUUGCGCCCACCCCACAGCAGGGUUUUACACCCACGUUCCUUAUGUUCCUCGAUGCUGUGCACCAGCUGCAGAAGCAGUUCCCGCUGGCGUUCGAGUUCAACGAGUACUACCUGCGGUUCGUGGCGUACCACAGCGUGUCGUGCCGCUUCCGCACCUUCCUGCUGGAUAGCGAGGCGCAGCGCGCCGAGCUCGGCAUCACCGCCGCCGACGACAAGCGCGCCGACACCAGCCGCCUGGGCGUAGAGACGGGCGCGGGCUCGGAGGAGGAGUCGGGAGGGCCGUAUGGCGGCGGCUACUCCUCCCCGCGCUCGAACCAUGGACAGUCGUUAUUCGACUACAUCGACAGGCAGCAUCAGAAAUCGCCGAUAUUCUACAAUUUCCUCUACACGCCGGAUCUUGACAACCCUGUGCUCCGCCCGGUGUCGGCGAUCAACUGCCUGGAGGUGUGGCAGUACUACGUGAGCGAGGAGCUGUGCCACGGCGCGCCGUACGACCUGGAGGUGCUGUCGCCGCCGCCCGACCCGCAGCCCGCUCCUUCGCCCGCGCCCGCCUCCGCCUCCGCCUCCGCUACCACCUCCGCCUGCGCGUCUGCCACGCCGCAGCGGCGCGUCAUCACUGCUGGGUACGACAGCAUAGCGCGCAGUAUGCCGGACGCGUUCACCGGCCUGCUGGAGCGUAUCCGUCAGCUGGAGCUGGAGCUCGGCCACCUGCCGCAGAAGUGGCGCGUGCGCUGGGAACAGCUUGAGCUGCCUAAUACGCUCGAGUUGCAGUGCGUUGUGCGGCAGCGCGCGUGGUCGGUGCCGCCGGACGCGGCGCGGCGCGCGGCGCGCGCGCUGCAGCGGCGCGGCACGCUGGACGUGCUGGUGCGCGGCCGCCUGGCCGCCGCGCCCGCGCCCGCGCCCGCGCACCCCGCGCACCCCGCGCACCGCUGGGCGCCCGCCGCCGCCGCCGCGCCCGCGCGCUGCGACCACUGCCAGGACCUGCUCUGGGGGCCGCUCAAGACGGGUGUACGGUGCAUAGACUGCGGCGCGAGCUGCCACGAGCGCUGCGCAGACGCAUUCGCGCUGCCCUGCACCAAGUACAAGGCGCCGCCCACCGCCGACCGCGACCGCGACCGCGACCGCCCCUCCGCUGCCAACAGUGUGGCAACCCUACAGUCGUCGUCACAGCAAUACUACGAACAGUUCUCAUCGAACGUCGCCGAGAAUCGAACCCACGAGGGACACUUAUACAAACGAGGCGCACUACUCAAAGGAUGGAAGCAAAGAUGGUUCGUGCUGGAUUCCAUAAAGCACCAGCUUAGAUACUACGACGCCAUGGAGGACUCGCACUGUAAAGGAUAUAUUGACCUGGGUGAGGUGAUCACAGUGACGCAGGCGCCGCCCGCGCCCGGCCCGCCCAAGAAGUGUGACGACAGAUCAUUCUUUGACUUGCGGACAAGUCGGCGGACUUACAAUUUCUGCGCGAGCGAUGCGAACGCUGCGCAGGAGUGGAUCGAGAAAUUGCAAGCGUGUUUGCAGUGAACACGCCGCCGGAAUGCAUCGGACGCGAGACGCCACGGCUCACGUCGACACGGGUUACAAUCAACGCGCGUUUGGUAGACUACUGUAACCGCUUACCAUCAGGCGGGUCGUAUGCUUAAUUGACACCGUCGUUAUAAGAAAAAAUGUAACGCACGAACCGAUACCGACAAUCGUCCGCUAAUUGGUACAAAAUAUACUCAUACUUAGUCGAUAAUAUAAAAAAAAAAAAACUAUUUUAUUUUUUUAUAUUAUUUUGCUUUAAAGCCAUGUCAGUAAUUUAGGAUUUUUUUUAUCGUGAAUUGGGACUGAGACUUAGUUAUUAGACAGUGGGUAUUUUAAUUUCUAAAUGGGUAAAUAUCUCAAAAUUUAUUUACCCUGGGAAACAAGCUGAUGCACUCGACUUCAAUUUGUACUGACUUUCAUCUGAAAUUUUUUAUGCAAACCUAUAUAUUUUUAUUUGUUACUAAGAUAAUAACGGUUUCAUAGAAAAUGUUUGAGUGUACAUUAAAAUUUAUACCUUCAACAAGUCAUCAGAUUGAAGAUUGUUUCUUAUCAAAUAACUUAAGGAGUCAUUACAUGGUCAUUUUUAGUGAUGUAAUUUUGAAAUUAAUUUUUAAUUGACACAUCCUAUAUAAUGUUACUGAUGGUGUCAUAACUCCCUUGAUAUUGAUCAAUGGACUGAUUCGACAUGUCACAAAAUUAUUAACUCAAUUUCGCUCGGAUUUUUAAACGCCUGUGAUUUAGAUUUUAACUAAACAUAAAUUUUUUUAGCGUGUUCUAUUAAAAUAUUAAGUUUAAAUUUGCAAAAAUUUAAUGUAAACAAUAAUAGGUACUUACUAGGGGUGGGUACUAUAUAGCAGUAUCUAUCUAUUUUAGUUACAGUAACCAUAUACUGUUGUAAUAUAUUUUAAGUGUGUUAUCCAAAAAAAAAAAUAGAUAACAGACUUUUAACAUAUUCGGAAAUAGAUAUCCGACCGAUAUGAGCGAUAUUUAAAUGGGUGAUGACCUUUAUCCCGCCAUCAACGUCCACAGGAACCCAAUAUAUAGAUAUCGGAUCGGUAUCCACAUUACCCAUGUCUAGUACCUAUAUCAUGAACUCAAUAUUGGAGCCGAUUCUGAGGUGCCAUUUCGCUAAACUUAAUUUUUCUUAACCUUUUAGUAAUUUUUCAUUUCUUAAUAAUUUUAAUUUGAUACUUUCUCGAAAUUACUAUUAGAAAAUUUGUUCAUAUUAGUCUUUACAAUAUCUUUGUUCUCUCUCUGUGAUAUCAAAUUGAAAUUUUAGAUUUAGAAAUAGAUUUAGACAGAUGGCGCCUCAGUAUCGACCGCAUUGAGUUAUGUUGCAAAUGAAUGUAUCUAAAAAUGAGGUAAAUAUGUCUGAACGUAUCACUUCAUAAUAACAAUUAUGACAAAACAAGUUAGACAAAAUUGUUUCAGAUAAUUAUUUCUUGCAAUUACGAAACGUAUAAAACACAACAUAAAAACAAAAAUAUUUACAAAAUCGCAAAAAUACGUGAGCGUUCAAAAUAUAAUAUGGAGAAUUCUUAGUCAAUGUAUUUCUAUCUUCACGCCAGUUCCCUAUAUGGUAGGCAGAGAGAAUAUCUCGAUAUUUUUAUUGGUUUGGUGGUUACAUUCAUUUACCUUUCGUGGAAUACUGAAAUACUAACAUAGGACUAUUUCGAAAUUUACAAACGGUUUGUUCCUGAUGAACAGUAUCCGAAAACUAAGCCUAAGAAUUGAGAAUUAAUGUCGUGCCAAUAUUUAUAGCUCGACAACACAAUGUGCCGCACCCCCGCCUUACAGACGUACUUUACUAUAUACAGAAUAUAAACAUGGGCUUCGCUUCCCCGCUGUCCUAUCCACACACACACAUACACACGCGGACAAUUUCCCUUGGCGCUCGCACGACCCGCGUAUUCGCUGUGGAGUGCUGCGCGUCGUGUUGUCGAGCUACGCCGUGCGACGUCUGCAUUGCAUGGUACGCAAGAUCAAUGCUCAUAUUUAUACACUAGUAUAGAUUAAUGUCUAUAAAUAUAAUAAAAAAUAUUGUUACGUUGGUUAUAUGUAAAUAUUUUAUCUUAAUUAUUGUUGUGUAAAGAAUUUUGUUCCAUUAUGAAUAUUUUCGUUCUUAACAACGUGUUUUUAUAAUUUUAUAUUAUUAUUACAAAUCAUAGAUCACGCGAUGAGGUGAUUCUAUAACGUCACUAGCGUAUUGCGUACGAUAUUGCGUAUGUAUAUUUCCUUACCACGGCCACACACGCCCCGAUAAAUCGCAACGAUUGAUCGAAGCGUGCGUAGGCCGCAUUAGAGGCACGUUAUGUUGAAUUAAUGGAGAUUGCACUUUGUCAUUUACUUUCGACAUUGAUGGGUUGUUAUUGUAUUUGUACAAACUUUUACAUAUUAAUAGCAAGGCCUUUAGUAUAAACGUAUAGUGCUAAAUAUACAAUAUUAUUUUAAAGAGAUAUUAUUUUUUAUCCAAAAAUCUCGUUCCACUGAGCAGCCUUCAUUGUUACUUGGUCAUUUUGUAUUUUUAUGUAAAUAAAUAUUCGGUAUUUUAGUUCACGUAUUAUAGAAAUGUGCCGGCGCGGUGUAGCUACUAUCUCUUUGUUUUGUAUAUAAAAAUAUUUCUCGUCUGUCUGUUUGCAUUUACGACUGUAUCGACUGAGUGGGUUAUAUGUUAUUAUUAAGGUAUAUAUAAUGACGGAGCGACUCUAUUACAAUAUCAUUUUAUGAUAGUACCUUAUAAUAUAUAAGUUAGUAGACUUAAUAGAGUCGCAGUCUUAAACACGUUACUGCUCGCGCGUAAUUAUCCUAAAACUGACGACUGACGUGUUUGUUCGAACCUAAUGUAACAGAUCAAGCAUAUAUAUAUAGUGAGUCUCUAUACAACGAGUCUAGUCUGUUAAAAACUGACGCCGCCAUCUGUACGUUCAAAGAUCUAGUUGCAAUAUUUACAUUUGCUAGUUUUACUCAUGUUAAAGUUCAAGUUAAUUGACUGACGGAUCGAUUCAUGUUAUAUACAAAAAUGUUUACCUUUACAAAAGUGAUCGUACAGUAAUGAGAAGUCAUAUUGGAAUUUAACAGAUAUUUUCUUACCAUUCAUUGUUCUCCGUUAUGGUAUUAUUAUUAUGUCAAUUUAUAUUAAUAGCUAAAUUAGAUUUUUUUUUAUAUAAUGUAUGUUUAUAAUCACUGCCCUUACACGCUGUUUUUACCUCAUGGCUAGAUGGUAGAGAAUGCCAUAGGGCAUAGAGGUCGCCAUUUGUACAAAUUUUAAUUGGAUUAAAAAAAUUUAAUAAAUAACUAAAAAACACUAAAUAACUGUCAAGUUAUUUUUUUACAAUCAGUAAUUUUCGAUAGAUUUCCUGAUUGUAUAAUGUUCUUUUCGAAGUUUUAUUCGUACCGUAUGUAGUCUAUUGAAAUUAAAAGUUUUAGAUAUUUAAAUUUUUAAUAUUUGCUUGGAAAACGUAAUAGUAAACAUUUCUAUGUAAAAAAAAUUAUUCUAUAUAUAAAUUUUAAUCUACUCGUAUUUUUCAUGUAAUACUUAAAAAAAAAUUAUAAAUUUUUGUGAUACUGUACAAUGACUGGGCUCGGAAAUAAAAAUAUUUUUAUUGUAAGGUAUUUCAUUAUGAAGGGUACUCACAUGAGUAAAACUGGCAGAUAUAAAGGCAGUCUUAUUAUAUGGCGGUCGCUAGCUUUAAAUUACUAUAAUGACAAGCGUGCAGAGAUUAUUCGUGCCAAAUAAAUGCACAGUGUACGUUCUCCACAAGUCAGUUGUUCGACAUUGCAGCACCGCUUAAAUUAUGCCAUAUGUAUAAGAUGUCGAGCAAUAAGUUGCCUUAUAUGUACUUGCAUAAUAGGUGCUUCGAAUCCCAAAUUACCAGUGUACUAUGAAGUAUUAUUACAUGUAUAAUGUGUUAUAAUAUAGGUACACAAUGUUUAAAUAAAAUUAUAUGGAAAUUGACAUAUUUAAAAUUAACAAUGUUAAAGAGGCAAAACUUUAACAAUAGCUAAGAUUUUUAAAACAGAGUACACUUGGAAUCUUUACUAUGGAAAUCAUACAACGAAUCAUAGACUCUUAGACAUUCAGAACCGAAUCAUUUUUUAACUACCCAUAUUAAUUUGACAAAACUGACUGUUGAUCUUUCAGUAUUAGUGUUACAUUAUCACACCAAUCAGGUUCUCAAGCAAAUUUCGAGCCAAUUUAGAAAAGUUCAUUUCGUAGAUUGACCCAACCGGCAAUUAAAUCCGGGACUUCAUUUAUACAAAACAUGCCCACCACUGCGCUAUGGAGGUCGUCAGUAUGAACGUAUUGAAAUACUCUACAGAAAAAAGGGCUUUUGAAAUAAACUUUCUUUACACUGAAUCUAGAUAUAGCGGCUAUAUUGACAUCAUAUUAGAAAAAAAAAUGUUUUCAACGAUCCAAUAGGUUCCGAGUACAUUUUACUGUUCUAAUACUUCAAAGUAAUUCACGUACAUCUUAGAUUCGGUUAGACCGUCUCCUCGAUGAAUUCGACGCCGGUUGCUGUUUUUUUUUUUUUUUUUAUAUAUAUUCAAAUAGGCGCGGCGACAGCUCGCCCUCACACGGUUUUCUGUACAGCGGUAGACUAGCAUCAAUGUAACAAGUGCGUUGCGUACCAAUAAAUGAGAUUUAUAAUA